CUUCAUAAAUCAACACAAACCCAAACAGAAACGCCAUUAAAUGCCGGCUCUCAUCCCGCCCAGGAUCGACUCCCACGCCCACCGCCACCGCAUACAAAAAGCCUCUUUUUCUUUUUCUCCUUUCUUUAUUUCCCCUUUUAAGCAAGAGCUCAGCAAUAGCCCGUGCACUUCUUCUGCACAGUCCGUGCCAGUUUUUUCUGUUUCCCCUGUUCGCCAAACUCGUGCUUUUCUUUAUUCACCGGCAAUAGCCUUCGUUUUUCUGAGCUGGGUGCCCAUUUUUUCCUGGUUCUUCUGUGCAAAAGUGUAAAAAAGUGACCGACAUCUAACAAAGCGAAGCUUCUCCGAGGUGGGCGCAUCUUUCUUUCGGCAGAACCUGCUAAAGGUGACAUUUUGAAUCGAAUUGAAGCGGCUUUAAGCAGUCCCAGAAGCUUUCUCUUUAUACUCUGUUUUCCAAGCUGCUGUUUUUCUCUUUGUGGGACGUUUUAUUGAAGCUCUGAGAAGCGUUUUGAGCGUCUCUGAAAAUGGCUCCUAAUUCUUCUAGUACCACUGAACAACAACCCAUUGUCUGCAAGACCGCCGGGCAAAAGAGAGCUCGGAAUGAGGUUGUUUUCAGCCUGCCUGCUGUAAGGCCCAUAGUAACAGUUCGGUUGUCUGAGGUCGAGAGUUCGAAUCCCGGGGGUGACAGCGACGAACAGAGCGGCAACAAUGGCGUUGAAGAGGAGUGUACUACUCCUAAGGCGAAGGAAAACAGAAUAGCAGAGCUCUUGACUUGCCCUCCUGCGCCCAGAAAACGCAGGAUCACUUGUCGCCAUCGAGUAGUUCUGCCUUUUUUUACUUCCCCUGAUUUGGAUUCGUUCUUCUUGCCCCUUUACAAAAUGUGUAAACAGUGAAGCAGAGAUUGGUCUGUUAUUGUGAUCUUGAUCAUGUUCGCUGAAAGUUAAUGAAAAGGUUCGAUGGUUUUUUCAA
Messenger RNA from Cryptomeria japonica (Japanese cedar), 966 nucleotides. Its product is annotated as cyclin-dependent protein kinase inhibitor SMR13. Lineage: Eukaryota; Viridiplantae; Streptophyta; Pinopsida; Cupressales; Cupressaceae. The coding region runs from base 522 to 890 and encodes 122 amino acids. Gene Ontology annotation, biological process: regulation of DNA endoreduplication. The transcript has a single exon. The record is from RefSeq and is a predicted model, not a curated record.